Molecule: messenger RNA, 820 nt
Organism: Xyrauchen texanus (razorback sucker)
Lineage: Eukaryota; Metazoa; Chordata; Actinopteri; Cypriniformes; Catostomidae
Product: coiled-coil domain-containing protein 127-like
Exons: 3
Coding region: 75-803 (242 amino acids)
Source: RefSeq, a predicted model, not a curated record
CGGAAUUGCAUUAAUGUCCAGGCUGUUUAUAGAAGGAUCUUAUAUGCAACUUUAGAUUGUUCAAGCGUUUCCCCAUGAACAACCUGAAUGAUCCACCUAGAUGGAAUAUUAGACCAGAUCCAGCUGGCGGAAAUGAUGGGGAUAGAUGGAAUUAUGCCCUGCUGGUGCCCAUGAUUGGGCUGGCAGCAUUUCGUUGGAUAUGGUCUCGAGAAUCACAGAAUCAGAUCCAAGAUGUGAAAAAUAAGUAUGACAGCAACAUGGCAGCCAUCACCAAAGACCUGGAGAUGAAGUACAGAGUCACGCUUACAGAAAACAGGCGGACAGUGGCACACCUGGAGGUGGAGCUUGAGAAGGAGCGCCGACGUGUGCAGGGUUACAGGAAUGCCCUGAUAUCUCAGAGCCAGCAGCUCAUGGAGGAACGCAAGCAGCUUCAGCAAGAACGACAAGAUCUGGAGCAAGAGAAGAACCAGCUGCUAGGGUCCGGCGUGGCUGGUGUGGCACUGCCAAAAGCCCUGGAACGAGAGGAGGAGUGGCAGCGUAGGGCUCAAGCUCUCCUACAGGAACUAGAGAUGAAGCUAGUGGAGAGGCAGGAAGCAUUCUGCAGCAUCCUUUUGCCACGGGAACAGCGUCUGGAGAUGGAGAAAAACCUGCUGCUGAAGGCUGCCAAAGACCCUGUGGGUUCUGAGCUGAAUUUAGAGGGGGAUCUCAGGGAUAUUUUUAAGAAUGACAGACACUGUGUAGAUUUGCUCAACAUGUACAACCGCAAGAAUGGUAGUUUGAUGUGGUUAUAUCUCAGGUACUGACAGCUGCAGGUCACUCU